CGAUAGACGAAAGCAGCAUGGAGGCAGCACCCAGACUUGUUCUACUGGUCUUAGCUGUUAGCCAGGCCCUGCUGUGCUGGGCAGGCACCACAGCGCAGCAGGUAGACAGCCCUGUAGUGAACACCGUGACCGGACAAGUCCGUGGGACCAUCCGCCUCGCCACCGACCUGCCCAAAAAGCCAGUCUACACCUACUACUCCAUCCCCUACGCCGCCCCACCGGUGGGGGAGCGGCGGUUACGACCCCCGGGGCCUGCCCUACCCUGGGGUGGGGUGCGAGACGGGACCAAGCUUGGCCCCUUCUGUCCGCAGGACCUGAUGUUACUGGAGGGCAUGGAUGUACCCAUCAGACUGGAACACACCAAUGUGAGCGAGGACUGUUUGACCGUCAACGUCUACAGCCCGACUUUGGCAGAAAACGCUGCUUUACCCGUCCUCCUGUACAUCCACGGCGGCGGGUUGAUGGUAGGCAUGGGCUCCCAUCAUGGGUUUGAGGGGCUGGCGGCUCACCAGGACGCCGUGGUCGUCACCUUCAACUACCGCCUGGCGAUGCUGGGAUUUCUCAGUACGGGAGACAGCCAUGCACCCGGCAACUAUGGACUACUGGACCAGGUCCAGGCCAUGGUUUGGGUCAGGGACAAUAUCCGGAACUUCGGAGGGGACCCAGACAAAGUCACGCUGUUCGGAGAGUCCGCCGGAGGCGUCAGCAUAUCCUACCACUACCUGUCGCCUAUGAGUAAAGGUCUGUUCAACCGAGGCAUCUCCCAGAGCGGCAUCUGGCAAACCAUGCCAUUCAACACCGACCCACUGCCGGUCGCCAAGUCGCUAGCAGAGGAGCUAGAGUGCGCCACGGAGACUACAGCCAUCAUGAUGGAGUGUUUGCGUACCAAACCUUUUCAGGACAUCAUUGAAAAAAGCAACGUUCUGUUGGAACGGUUUGCCGUGGAACCGUUCGUUCCUACGAUAGACGGGACGUUCAUGAAGGAACAUCCCAUGGACCUGUUUGAACGGGGGCAUAUCAACAAGGCGGACUACAUCGUUGGGGUGAACAACCACGAGUUCGGCUGGAUGCUGGCACUGGCUGUGGCAGGGGAGUCGUACGGAUCCGCGAUACUGGCGGAGUACCGGGACCCGGACCAGCCGGACGACCCGAUGGCGAUUCAGCACCAGUUCACUCAGAUGUACGGGGACUCCAUGUUCGUCGCGCCGGCCGUGCUGGCUGCAGAGAAACAUGCAGCCGCCGGAGCUCGUGUGUUCCUGUAUGAGAACCAGUACCGACCCUCGGUGUUCCCCAACAGGCCGGAGUGGGCCGGAUCAGACCACUUUGACGAGAUGCUGAUGGUAUCCGGAUUGCCCUUCAUGGAGCCCCAAGACCUUCCGGAUCCGGUAACCUACAGCGAAACGGAUAGGAAAGUCAGUCUGGAGUUCAUGGCUUACUGGACGAACUUCGCAAGGACAGGGAAUCCAGCCGACUCGACCGGCGGCCCGACAGACAGCCCCUCCCUGCCGGCCUGGCCGGAGUACACACCCGACAACCCGGUCUACAUGAAGCUGGGCCCGGUCCCGACAAUAGGCGUCGGGCUCAAGCCUCAGAGGAUGAGACUAUGGAACACAAUCAUCCCCAGUCUAGAUGCAGCAGUAAAAGAUGAACUAUGACACAACUUCUUCUU
This is a messenger RNA of Branchiostoma belcheri (Belcher's lancelet), 1669 nucleotides long. Its product is annotated as carboxylesterase 1D-like. Lineage: Eukaryota; Metazoa; Chordata; Leptocardii; Amphioxiformes; Branchiostomatidae. The coding region runs from base 18 to 1655 and encodes 545 amino acids. The record is from RefSeq and is a predicted model, not a curated record. The transcript is spliced from 10 exons.